Molecule: messenger RNA, 216 nt
Organism: Gregarina niphandrodes
Lineage: Eukaryota; Apicomplexa; Conoidasida; Eugregarinorida; Gregarinidae
Exons: 1
Source: RefSeq, a predicted model, not a curated record
AUGGUUCGGCGGUCGUUGCGGGAGUCGUUGAGUAUAUUCGGGGAGACGCACACCCCACCGCCGCCGACAUUGGGCGAGCUGGCUUUGUGGCGACAAAAGACGGAGCGGAUGCAUGGUGCCCUGUUGGGUAACUACCCGUCGCUGGUACCGCGGCCGGACGUGUUGGCGAAUGGUUCUUUCGCAGACGCGGCCCUCAAAACGCUGUACGAUGCUCAC